Messenger RNA from Pleuronectes platessa (European plaice), 8368 nucleotides. It is a transcript of the gene itsn1, whose product is annotated as intersectin 1 (SH3 domain protein). The transcript is spliced from 45 exons. NCBI's taxonomy places the organism in Eukaryota, Metazoa, Chordata, Actinopteri, Pleuronectiformes, Pleuronectidae. Gene Ontology annotation, molecular function: calcium ion binding; molecular adaptor activity; protein binding. Bases 237 to 5591 code for a protein of 1784 amino acids. Gene Ontology annotation, cellular component: cytoplasm; plasma membrane; intracellular vesicle. The record is from RefSeq and is a predicted model, not a curated record. Gene Ontology annotation, biological process: positive regulation of Rho protein signal transduction; clathrin-dependent synaptic vesicle endocytosis; endosomal transport.
UGGCGUUACCCCAUUUUCCAACCUUCCCUCUCAGUCGCUCGGAAUUUUCGGCUCCGGUGGAGAAUCGCCGGAAAGAGGUCGAGGCGAUAAAAACGGGUCCGGGAUCAGGAGGAGAAGCCGAGGCAACGACUCCGGGGCUCGGACGCGUCCACACACAAGCGAGCUGCUUCCCGCGGGGCUUCAUCAUGGAGGCUGAACUAUGACGUGUUGUGUAGCUGCGGACGACUGAGUGAACCAUGGCGCAGUUCCCCACCACAUUCACAGCAGGUCCAGAUGUGUUUCUGAUCUCAGUGGAUGAGAGAGUCAAAUAUGAUCAGCAGUUUCACAGCCUCGCUCCGACCGCUGGGGGUUACAUCACAGGUGACCAGGCCAGGAACUUCUUCCUCCAGUCAGGGCUACCCCCUCCCGUCCUGGCCCAAAUCUGGGCUCUGGCCGACAUGAACAGUGAUGGCCGAAUGGAUAUCUACGAGUUCUCUAUCGCCAUGAAACUCAUCAAGCUGAAACUCCAGGGUCACCCGCUGCCCCCUUCGCUUCCUCCCAGUAUGAAACAACCCCCCCUGCCUUUACCCCCACAAGGCGGCUUUGGCAUGCCCCCCAUGCCCCCCAUGGCUACCAUCCCAGCUCCUCUUUCAGCCGUGCCCCCUCUUCCCCUACCCCCUCUGCCGGUCGGGCUGUCUCCCCCACUGGUCUCAUCUGCCCCGCCUCCCCUCCCCCAGCCCAUCGCCAAUGGAGCUCCUCCCACAGGCAUGAUCCCGCCCAUCUCAGGCUUCCCCCACCCAGCUCAACCUGUCAACAAGUCGACUUCAUUCAAUCGUUCCAGUGCUAAGCUGCAGAAGGUAGCAUCAUUUGAUGCUGCUAGCAGUCAGCCCCCCUGUGAUUGGGCCGUUCCUCAGUCCUCAAGGCUGAAGUACAGACAGCUUUUUAAUUCACACGACAAGAUGAUGAGUGGACACCUCACAGGUCCACAGGCUCGCACUAUCCUAAUGCAGUCCAGUCUUCCUCAGGGCCAGUUGGCCACAAUAUGGAGUCUGUCCGAUAUCGACCAGGAUGGAAAACUGACGGCUGAGGAGUUCAUCUUGGCCAUGCACCUCAUAGAUAUGGCCAUGUCAGGGUUACCGCUGCCCCCUGUGUUACCACCAGAUUACCUCCCACCCACAUUCAGGCGUGUGCGGAGUGACAGUGUUCAGUCGGAGCAGAAGUUUGUUCCGGAGGAAAUGGAGGAGGAGCUCGAGAGCAGCCAAGAUAAGAAACUACCAGUGACAUUUGAGGAUAAGAAGAGGGAAAACUUUGAGCGAGGGAACCUGGAGCUGGAGAAGAGACGUCAGGCUCUGCAGGAGCUACAGAGGAAAGAGCAGGAGCGACUGGCUACUAUCGAGAGAGAGGAGCAGGACCGGAAGGAGCGUGAACGUCUGGAGCAGGAGAGGAGACGACAACAUGAAUUGGAAAAGCAGCUGGAGAAACAGAGAGACCUGGAGAGGCAGAGAGAGGAGGAGAGACGCAAAGAGAUCGAGAGGAGAGAGGCUGCUAAACGUGAAUUAGAGCGCCAGCGUCAGUUGGAGUGGGAGCGUCAACGACGGCAGGAGCUUCUGACUCAGAGGAACCGAGAGCAGGAGAGUAUCGUGCUGCUCAAAGCCAGGAAGAAGACCCUGGAGUUCGAACUGGAGGCUCUGAAUGAUAAGAAGACCCAGCUAGAGGGCAAACUGAAGGACGUUCGGUUCCGUCUGUCAGCUCAGCGGAGAGAGGUGGAACAGACCAAUCAGACGAGAGAAACACGCAUCGCUGAAAUCACCCUGUUACAACAGCAGCUGCAGGACUCACAGCAGUGGCUCGGGAGGCUAAUUCCUGAUAAACAGUGUCUCAACGACCAGUUGACACAGGUUCAACAGAACAGCUUGCACCGUGACAGUCUUUCCUCCCUGCAGAAGGCUGUGGAGCAGAAGGAAACCAGCAGAGAGCAGCUACGAGAGCAGCUGAAUGUUGUGGAGAGAGAGACGAGGGCCAAACUGCUGGAAAUAGACGCGUUCAACACUCAGCUGAAGGAGCUGCGGGAGAUCCACAGCCGGCAGCAGCGACAUAGACAGAGAGAGCUGGAGGGAGACACACACUCACUGACACACACACACUCUCACAUACACACUCCGAUCGAGAGGCAGUCUGCGGAGCUGCACGAGAGCAGGUUGUCUUCAGACGAAGGUGUGAGCUGGAGGGAUGAUGAAGCAGGAAUGUCUGCCCCCGAUCCUCCGAGCCCAUCCUCCAUCUCUGCACCUGACGCCUGGCUGAACAGAGUGACCCUGGAAGAGGAGGAGAGGAAGAGGAGAGGGCUGGAGGAGGAAGAAGAGGGCCGGAAUAGUGCAGGGUCGGUAGAAGAGUUGGAGGACGAGGGAAGAAGCAAGAAGGACAUGCAAGAUAAAUUAAGCAAGCUGUUCGGCCAGCCGGCUGAUCCCUGGGGCUCAUCAGUGGAGAAAUCUCCAGGACCCAGUCUCUUUGACCAGAACACAGUCGCCAGCGGCUUCGACCAGCAUCAGCCGCCGCAGUUUCAACCGCCGCAGCAUCAGCCGCCGCAACAUCCACCGCAGCAUCAGCAUCCCCAGCAGCAGCCGCCGGUGAAGGUGGUGUACUACAGGUCUCUGUACCCAUUUGAUGCUCGCAGCCAUGAUGAGAUCAGUAUCACUCCCGGAGACGUCAUCAUGGUGGACGAGUCUCAAACAGGGGAACCCGGCUGGCUGGGCGGAGAGCUCAGGGGCAGGACGGGCUGGUUUCCAGCCAAUUACGCAGAGCGGAUUCCAGACAGCGAAGCACCGCUCAACCUCCGCGCCACCGCCUCAGUCACACCCACGUCUGCCCAGCAGCCAAUGACAACGCCUCCUCCAGCACCUGGACACGCCCCCUCAUCAGCAUCCUCCGCCAACAGUAACUGGGCCGACUUCAACACAACUUGGCCCUCUAAUACAGCCAGCCAAUCAGAGAGCGAGGGAUGGGACGCAUGGCCGACCUCUUCAACCAAUCAGAAUCCAUCGCUCAGUGUUCCCUCGGCACAACUACGGCAACGCUCUGCCUUCACACCGGCUACCAUGACGACCGGCUCCUCUCCCUCCCCAGUGCUGGGACAGGGGGAGAAGGUCGAGGGUCUUCAGGCUCAGGCUUUGUAUCCCUGGAGAGCGAAGAAGGACAACCACCUCAACUUCAACAAAAAUGAGAUAAUAACAGUGUUGGAGCAGCAGGAUAUGUGGUGGUUGGGUGAACUGCAAACUGGACAGAGAGGCUGGUUCCCCAAAAGCUACGUGAAGCUCAUCUCCGCCAGCGCGACGCCUCCGGUUGUUAUCGCAGCACGCAGCAAAAACACCAGUGAGUCCGGUGUAUCAGAGAGUCCGCCCAAUGGGAAGCGACCCUCCCCUUCCCCGACAAAACCCUCCGACUCUGGUGAAGAGUAUGUGGCCAUGUACACGUACGAGAGCAGUGAACAAGGCGACCUGAGUUUCCAGCAGGGAGACGUGGUCAUGGUGACCAGGAAAGAAGGCGAUUGGUGGACAGGCGUAGUCGGCGGCAAAGCUGGAGUCUUCCCAUCCAAUUACGUUAAACCUCGAGACUCUGCAUCAGAUUCUUUGGGACCAGCAGGGAAGACGGGCAGCUUGGGAAAGAAACCAGAGAUCGCUCAGGUGAUCGCCCCCUACAGUGCUACAGGGGCAGAGCAGCUGACAUUGGCUCCUGGGCAACUCAUCCUCAUCAGGAAAAAGAACCCAGGGGGCUGGUGGGAGGGUGAGCUCCAGGCUCGAGGGAAAAAGCGUCAAAUAGGUUGGUUUCCGGCCAAUUACGUGAAGCUGCUCAGUCCCAGCACCAGUAAGACGACGCCCACAGAGCCGACGCCUCCUAAACUGACUCCUGCCAACACAGCUGUGUGUCAGGUGAUCGGCAUGUACGACUACCUGGCGCAGAACGACGACGAGUUGGCCUUCCUGAAGGGUCAGGUGAUCACAGUGCUCAACAAGGACGACUGUGAUUGGUGGAAAGGAGAGCUCAACGGGAGGGAGGGUCUGUUUCCCAGCAACUACGUCAAACUCACCACGGACACCGACCCGAGCACGCAGUGGUGCGCUGACCUCCACCUGCUGGACAUGCUGAGUCCCACGGAGAGGAAGCGACAGGGCUACAUCCACGAGCUGAUCGUCACUGAGGAGAACUACGCCAACGACCUGCAGCUCGUCACAGAGAUUUUCCACAAACCUCUGCUGGAGUGCGAGCUGCUGACGGAGAAGGAAGUCGCCAUGAUCUUCGUUAACUGGAAGGAGCUCAUCAUGUGCAACAUCAAACUGCUCAAAGCUCUGAGAGUGAGGAAGAAGAUGUCAGGAGAUCGGAUGCCGGUGAAGAUGAUCGGUGACAUCCUGACCAAUCAGCUGCCUCACAUGCAGCCCUACAUCAGGUUCUGCUCGUGUCAGCUGAACGGAGCGACGCUGAUUCAGCAGAAAACAGACGACAGCCCUGAGAUCAAAGAUUUCCUCAAGAGGUUAGCCAUGGACCCCAGGUGCAAGGGGAUGCCUCUGUCCAGUUUCCUGCUCAAGCCCAUGCAGAGAGUCACCCGCUACCCGCUCAUCAUCAAGAACACGUUAGAAAACACUCCGGAGUCUCAUCCCGACCACAGUCACCUGAAAGCUGCUCUGGAGAAAGCAGAGGAGCUGUGUUCACAGGUGAACGAGGGCGUCAGAGAGAAAGAAAACUCGGAUCGUCUGGAGUGGAUUCAGGCUCACGUUCAGUGUGAAGGCCUGUCGGAGCAACUGGUGUUUAACUCGGUCACAAACUGUUUGGGUCCCAGGAAGUUUCUCCACAGCGGGAAACUGUUCAAAGCCAAAAGCAGCAAAGAGCUGUACGGCUUCUUGUUCAACGACUUCCUGCUGCUGACUCAGGUCACCAAGCCUCUGGGCUGGUCCGGCUCAGACAAAGUUUUCUCAUCAAAAACACACCUUCAGUACCGCAUGUACAAGACGCCGAUCUUCCUGAACGAGGUUCUGGUGAAGCUGCCCACGGACCCGUCAGGAGACGAACCUCUGUUCCACAUCUCCCACAUCGACCGGGUCUACACGCUCCGAGCCGAGAGCAUCAACGAGCGGACGGCGUGGGUUCAGAAAAUCAAGGCAGCGUCGGAACUCUUCAUCGAGACGGAGAAGAAGAAGAGAGAGAAGGCGUAUCUAGUUCGCUCUCAGAGAGCCACAGGGAUCGGUCGGCUGAUGGUCAACAUCGUGGAGGGAAUCGAGCUCAAACCCUGUCGCUCUCACGGUAAAAGUAAUCCAUACUGUGAGGUGACCAUGGGCUCCCAGUGCCAUAUCACCAAAACAUUACAGGACACGUUGAAUCCGAAGUGGAACUCCAACUGUCAGUUUUUUAUAAAGGACCUGGAGCAGGACGUCCUCUGCGUCACCGUGUUCGAACGAGACCAGUUCUCCCCCGAUGACUUCCUGGGCAGGACCGAGAUCCGGUUGGCUGAAAUAAAGAAGGAUCAGGGCUCUAAAGGACCAAUCACCAAGCGGUUGCUCCUGCACGAGGUUCCCACAGGAGAGAUCGUCGUCAGGCUGGACCUCCAGCUGUUUGAAGAACCCUGAACCCAGAACAGGACCAGCACGGACUGGUCUCCAGGGACUGGGGCUGGAUUGGACUGGACUGGUCUGGAUUGUGUUAGUCUGGUUCACUUUCUUAGUGCUCAGAGGCUGUUAGGAGGAAGCUGAGGAAAGAUUUCAAUUACUGUCAUUUACCAGUUAAAUAUUAGAUUUCUAGUUUCUGAAAAGUCUUAAAAAUCUUUUGACUCAGUUUUUAAAAAGAUUUAAAACUUCACGUGAGUCUGAUAAAACAGUGGAUUACGAUGCAGGCGUCUUUUUGAUCCUGCUAAUAAAUGAUGUCAUUAUUUAUGUUUAUUACAGCUGGAAACUGUAGCCUAGAAGGUGGACAGUGAUUGUCAGUUUGUUUUUAAUUAUUAAUUUAUGUAAAGUUAUAUUUAGGUCUUUAUUGACAGGGAAGUUAACAUGAGCCGGGUCGGAAUCGAACCCACAGCCUCUGCAGGAGGACUCGCUCCUCUGUUAUGAUUUGUAUUGGGUAAUCUACCCCAUUAAAUGACAUUUAACUGGUAAAUGCUGCAGAUUCUUCAUUAUAAUUUUAAAAUAACAUCAUAAAAAAACUAAAAGCUAGAAAAGACAUUUAAACUGGAUUUAAGAAAUUAAUAUUGUACCUAAACUUGUGUGUCUUCUGUUUCUGAAUCUCUUAAAAUGUACAUUCCAGGCCACAAAAGUCUUACACACUAUAAGUGUUCAUGUCUUAAGUUGUAUUACUGGUCUUAAAAAUUAGAGGAGAGUUCCAUUAAGUAGAUUCAUACUGGGUUUAAAUAAAGACAAACUUCCAGAAGCAGCAAGAAGGAUGUUGCACUUCCAAGAACUUCAAAUCUAAGACUUGUGUCUAGUCCAGUCCAGUCCAGUUUAGUCCAGUUCAGUCCAGUCCAGUCCAGUCCAGUUUAGUCCAGUCCAGUUCAGUCCAGUCCAGUCCAGUCCAGCUCUGUCGGCCUUCAGUCUGGUUCACGACAGUAUUUGAUCCAGUCGUCUGCCGGAGAUCGGCCGGGUUCCUUUGUGUCAUCAGACAGACUCUCCACUGACAAUCCCAGCCCUCCUGCUUUGUCCCUACAAACCCCGAAACCCCUGUGUGUGUCUGUGCGUGAGUCUAUGUGUGUGUGGGCGUAUGUGUACAUGAAUGUGUGAGUGCAUGUGUGUGUGAAUGCCUGUAAGAGCGUUAAGGUGGACGAGCUAAUUAACGGUACGGUUCAGUGUACAUUUUAUUUUUUAUCGUACAACUCUCUCGGAGUCUUAGGGUCGAGUCUCAGCGUCGGGGUUCUGCAUGUUAAAGGGACGUUGACAUUUUGAAUUUAUGUACAGGUGCAAUGAGAAAAGCUAACAAUGCGAAUAAGCUAAAACUACAGUAACACACAAUACAUGACGAGUGUCCGGUGUACACAAAUUACAGACAUGCCAAAAUGUCCCUUUGUAUGAAUAAUAAUAAUAAUAAUAGCGCUGGUGAGGAUGUGGCUGACGCAGGGAAACAGGUUUGACAGCUAAUUUAAAUUGAGGUACUGUAAAGAAGAAUGUCUUUGUUUUUAUUUGAUGUUGAACGCACACAGGGGUUCUAGCUCUAUAGCUCUUCUGUCACGUGUUUUACCUCUGGUGUCACGUUGCCGUCACAGCAGGGAGGGAAAUAACCCGACAGUAUCCGAGGGGGCCCAGAGCCGGAUCCAUCGGGCCCCCCCCCCCCCCCCGAACACGCUAUAGGUACCGCAGACGUGUAUUUUAUAGAAACGUCAUUUCCACACGCUAACCAUGAGAUCGCUAAGUGUAGAAACAUUUUACUGUGCGUCGGCACUCCCAGCACUUUCAAAACAGACGCAAACAUUAGAGCAGAGGACACGACUAACAUCGCACGGCGGCCAUUUUGGAUACUCAAAGCAGGAAACGUACCUGGAAGAUUAGUAAAUAUAAAAGAGGAAGUGAUGAUCUUGUUGUCAAUAAAAGACCCAAAUUCUCUCAGUAGCCUCGACUGGAUUUAAAGAUGGACGACAUGGCACCAGCUCAAAAGUGAAGCCAAAUGAUCUUGAUAGCCCCCUAGUGGCAAUUUGAAUUUGAUCAAAAACAGUUAUCUUAAAAAAUGUUUACUAUCCAGCUUCGUACUCCUGGUGCCUUCAUAUCCGGUUGUGUUAGCUUGUUCGCUGAUUUUAAACGGACAACAAAUGUAAGACUUCACUUUUUUGCUUUAAGUGUUUAUAUUCAUAUCAUUGUACUUGAUUUCUUUCAAGUACACAAACUCAGGAGUCACUCUGAAGGCAGCGCUAAUCCUCCACGCAGACUUUCCCCCGCCUGAGCGUUCAAAAUGGCCGCUGCGUUCGCCAGUCAGACGACAGAUACAAUCCCAGUGUGUUCGCUCAGCAGAGUUGUAUAUAUAUACGUUAGUUAGUUAGCUAGCUACUCGGCCAGUUAGUAAAUUUAGCUAGACGUUUUUAAUUUAAGGCCACGGUUUCAGUCACGCGCUGGAUUACCACGGAGACAACCUAUAGUUACCUUUGUGACCAGUCACUGUCCAAUCAGAGGUCAGCGAGGCCGGUCGCAGCAUCUCGACAGUGGAGGAAGGUGUGAACGUAUUUCCCCAGAUUGAAGCUAACGAUGAAGAUGACGAUGAUGAUGAUGAAGGUCGUCCUCAUCCCUGUCGACCCUGUACUGUUCUUACUGUUCCACCCGACCUCCUCUCCUCCCUGAAACCUAAUCCAGUUUGAACCUGUUCUCACUGUCUAUCUUCCAGGUUGUGUAUAAUACUACUGCUGAUCUGAGAGUUAAUAUAUGAGCGUGGGGGG